Saccostrea echinata is the source of this 321-nucleotide messenger RNA. RefSeq lists its product as uncharacterized. The record is from RefSeq and is a predicted model, not a curated record. Bases 1 to 321 code for a protein of 106 amino acids. Gene Ontology annotation, molecular function: protein binding. The transcript is spliced from 2 exons. NCBI's taxonomy places the organism in Eukaryota, Metazoa, Mollusca, Bivalvia, Ostreida, Ostreidae.
AUGAAUGGACCAGUGAAAGAGAGGGGAUUCAAGAACAGUUUACUACAAUCAGUGUCCCAUAAGAAUAAAACCAAAAGUAUCGAAACUUUGGAAAGCAACAAACAGCGGCCCCGAAGGUUACUUUUGGGGUCAACCACACCCCCCUCAGUCGAAGAAUCUGAAGCCAUAGGGUUUUAUGCAUAUCUUGGAGCUCAUGAUUCCACACCUGCACCCAACAAAAUGGUACUGUUUGAUACUGUUAAAGCCAACGUCGGCAAUGCUUACAAUCCCUUCAGCGGCGUCUUCACCGUUCCCAAGUCAGGGGUCUAUGUCUUUUCGUAG